AUGGAGACUAGACAAAGACGUACUCGGGGCCGUGGACGAGAACCCAGGCAAGUCCAGGAUCAAGGGGAGGAACAAGGUUCGGUGGCAAAUCAAAACCAGGGACCCCGAGGUGAUAGAGGGGACCAAGUAGCAACAGCUAUUAAUCGAAUGACUGAUUUGUUGGCCCAUUUGGUUGACCAGCAGGGUCAAGUACUUGGUAACCAACAAAGGGACCCCGAAGUAGGCGAGGAUAGGGCCCUGGAGCGGUUUCAAAAGUUUGCUCCUCCAAAAUUUCUUGGAAGACAUGAACCUGAAGUUGCCGAGAAUUGGUUCGAGCGAAUGGAGGAUAUAUUCGCUGCGUUGCAUUACUCUGAAGAGAGGCAAGAGAAAAGGGAGGAUGAGUUCAUUAAACUGCGCCAAGGCACUUCAAGUGUGGCAGAGUAUGAAACGCAGUUCACCCAACUUUCCAAGUUUGCCCCAGAAUUGGUGGUAAGUGAGCAAAAGCGUAUAAGGCGGUUUAUACAAGGUUUGAAUGUAGAAAUCCAAAAGGAUUUAGCUGCCGCUCAAAUUGACACCUUUAAGGAUGCGCUUGAAAAGGCUCAACGUGUGGAGCAGGCCCGAUCUCAAGUUCGGACCUUUCAGGCUAAGAAGCGUGGUGCAUCUACCAGUACUCCUGGCCGAAGUGAUCAGAAUGUGCCACCUCCGAAGUUUGGAAAGGGUACGAGUGGAGCCCGAAUUGCGGGGACACCAAGAGGUGGAGCUUCAUCUAGAGGAGCUCAAGGUAGAAGGGGACAGGGACAACAGAAAACUGUCUCCCUAGGAGUUCCCGCACCCACCACACGUGUAAGCUGUGGAUAUUGUGGUAAGCCAAAUCAUACCGAAGACAAUUGCUGGAAAAAGUUGAAAAAGUGCCUUGUUUGUGGAAGUUCUGAACACCAGAUUGCCACUUGCCCUGUUAAGAAUCGUGACGGGAACGGGGGUACCCAGUCGGAAAAGUCAAACCCUAAGCAACCUACCGCCAGUGCAAGUCGACCCAAAACCUCUGCUAGGGUUUUUGCUUUGGACCACCGGCGAGUUCCGGAUUCCUCGGAAGUAGUGGAAGGUACGAUCCCUAUAUUCCACCGCUUAGCUAAACUUUUGAUUGACCCUGGGGCAACCCAUUCUUUUGUGAAUCCUGCCUUUAUGUGUGGUAUUGCUGCGAAUCCUGUUAAGUUGCCGUAUGAUUUAGAAGUGAAAACACCGACUGGGAAUCAAAGCCUAAUUACCAAUAUGGUCUAUAAAAAUUGUGAGAUUUGGGUAGGAGAACGGAAGUUAGUGGGUGACUUGAUAAGUUUAGACCUUAAGGGGUACGAUGUAAUUAUAGGCAUGGAUUUGCUGGCCCGUUAUAACGCCCAAUUGAACUGUAAAACAAAGGUGGUAGAAUUCUCAAUACCCGGAGAGGCAACUUUAUGGUUGGACGUGAGAGGUAGGUUAGCCUUGUCUGCACUUGUUUCGGGAAUCCGAGCCAGAAAGUUGUUAAGUAAGGGGGCGCAAGGCUACUUAGCCUUCUUAAUUAAUACUCCUGGAGAUAAAGUGAAACUGGAGGAUGUUGUAGUAGUGAAUGAAUUUCCUGAUAUCUUUCCCGAUGAGUUGAAAUCAAUGCCAUCAGAAAGGGAAAUAGAAUUUAAGAUCGAUUUAGUACCUGGAACUGCUCCCAUUGCAAAAACGCCAUACCGAAUGGCCCCCGCCGAACUUAAAGAGUUGAAACUGCAGUUACAAGAUCUGUUAGAAUGA
Messenger RNA from Coffea arabica (coffee), 1752 nucleotides. RefSeq lists its product as uncharacterized. The record is from RefSeq and is a predicted model, not a curated record. NCBI's taxonomy places the organism in Eukaryota, Viridiplantae, Streptophyta, Magnoliopsida, Gentianales, Rubiaceae. Gene Ontology annotation, molecular function: nucleic acid binding; zinc ion binding.